AUGGACAGGAAUGAAGCCAUGUUUAAAGACCUGGUGGAUGCGUACAUAGGCAUGACUACCACAGUAAAGGAACUGAAGACCGAAGUUACUGAUAGACUAAACAAGAACAUCGGCGAGAUCAAGGACAAGCUCAACACAAUCGCUACCAAAUAUGACAUGAAUGCCCAAAUGAGAUCCACUCGUAAUACUAUAGCAGCACCAAGGUCAGAAUCGGGCAAGAGAGGAGAUAGCAAAGAAGCUACUACCAGAACAGGAAGAUCAACCGCCAAGCAGCCUUUAAACUCGAAGACCCCGCUACCAUGGAACCGGGUAGCGGGCUCAAGAACCACGACGAUAAGAGUAGGACGCAAGAACGACCCCGUGAUCAUAACAGAGAACCCAGUGACCCCGGAGGACGCCACGACGCCGGUCAUUACACUGGACCAGCAAGACAAGAAGGCGCUCUGGGAGGCCAGACCUCCUCAGACAGUGGAAGUCACGGCAGUCACACUCGACAGGGUGAAACCACGAAACCUAUUCCCGGCGAAGGAUUGGAGGAACUUACUCAAGAAACACGGAAUACACCCGGUGGCCAUCUGGUUCCCGUGGAGAACCUCGGUCGAAAUACUAAUCAAGACGGACGAACUAGCAAUAAUGAACAGUCUAGCGAAAGCCAUGGGGAGAGAAGCGCUACUACUAGAUCCGACAAAGCGUCGCGAUGGCCAGCCACUACCACUAACCCAAGCAGCGCUAGCAACCUCUGCGAACAUAAGACUAAAAGACUUGGAGUACGAAAGGCACUGGACAGCGAGGAAGUACCUCGAGCAGACGAUCAAGAAGCUGAUCGAUCAGAUGGACGACGACAUGACCAAGACCAUGAUAGAAAAGGUAACGACUCGAGACGACUACCCCACAUUGAGAACCAGAAGCAGACCAAAGCACUACCUCGUCAUGGCAGUCAACAUUGACGGUUACAACGAUAAAAAGGAACUACAGUUGAGGAGCCUUAUACUGCACAACCGACCACAUUUGGUUAUUGUCACAGAAACAUGUACCGUACUACACCGAACCAUAUACGGAAGCCAAUAUACUGUCAUUGGAAAUGCAGGGCCGGCAGAUGGAGUAGCUUUGAUGAUAAGACAGGAUGUGCAGUACCGAAUAACCACCAAGACAACGAGGACAAUCACAGCUGAGUUAGAUGGACUGGUCACCUGCGUAGGUACCUAUGGACCCACCGAGCAAACUGCCGACAAGGUUAAGGCACAAUACUGGGAUCACCUGACAAAACAAAUAGCUGGAGAUAAGCCGAUGUUGAUUGCAGGCGAUCUCAAUGCUGGGCAUGAGAGGACAGAACUAAGGACAGUAAAAGGCAUACCAAACUACACCCGGCUGCAAAGAAUGGUGCAACACCAUGACCUGAACAUACUACCAACAUCACCUACAUGGAUAUCGAAGAGGUCCAAGGACCAGACACCAAGCCGAACCCUGGACCGUAUACUGGUCAGCACCGCCCUUACUAACGACAACGAGGUACAGCUUGACUGGGAGAAUGCGCCAGCCGACCACGCCAUACUAACGUAUAAAUGGAUCAUACAUUCACUGAAUCACAGCCAAGGAAGACCGAGGAGCCAGCAACUAGUGAGGGACCAUAUGGAACCCAUCACCAAGACCUGGCUUGGGCUAAGACAGAAGCUCAAACUACACUUCCGGGCGCAACAAACACGAGUCAAUAAACAGCCCAAUCCAUACCAGAGACUAUGGGAGCAGUAUAGGAAGCAGAAUGGUGAAGAAGGCCUAACUCUAAUCGACACGGAAGGCAAGGAUAUGGAACCGGAACAAGCCAGAUUGCAACUACGGCAAAUGCUACAUGACAGAUGGAAUCAAACUGACAGUAAUUACAUCCCACCAAGGAGGGAAUCAAAGAUAUACAUGGAUCAACCACCCUGCACAAAAGAGAUUAUAGAAGCAGUGAAGGCUAUUAAUAAGAAGGCAGCCACGGGUUUAGAUGGUAUACCAGCACGAUACGCCAGCGCGAUACCGAUCGAAGACUUGGAAGAUUUCACUGAGCAGGUGUGGAGGCACACGAAACUGCCCAGACAACUGGUCGACAUGAAGGUGAAGCCGAUUCCAAAGACACUACCGAGGACCACCGUGGAUAACACGAGACCCAUCACCAUCCCAUCGACCGUGAUGAAGAUAAUCAACCAAAUCAUACUACAGCACAUUACUCCUUACAUUGAGCCACACCUACUGCCACAACAGCACGCCUACCGCAAAGGAAGGGGAACCGCUACGGCAGUUGCUGAACUCUUCAACAAAUUCAACCGACAAGGACAGACGCUCUUACUACUUGACCUAUCGAAGGCCUUUGACACUGUUGACCACGCGGCCCUCUUUGCGGCCUUAAGAAACGCGCAAGUACCCAGUAAGGAGUAUAACCUUAUACGCGACCAAUAUGUGGAUGCCGAAGUACGAAUACAAUGGGCUAAGAGGUUCACCUUACCAUUCCUACUAACUAACGGGAUCAGACAGGGAUGCACACUUAGCACUACCCUGUUCAAUCUCGUCGAAGCUGAAAGGGAAAAGAAAUGCCGUAUCAAGAUGCAAAGAGUGCCAUAUGAAGUCAUCAUGUAUGCUGAUGACAAAGCGGUGAUUUUAGAAGACCCUACUUCCGUCCAGAAAGUGCUAGAUGUCAACCAACAGACGGCUGCGGAAUACGGGAUGUUUCAGAACAAUAAGAAGACGGUGCAACUAACGCUAGAUCGGGGCACCAAGAUGAUUCAGACGGCCAGGUGGAUGGGUAUCCUGCUCGACAAUAAGAUGAGCAUGAACCCGGAAGUGGACCACAGGAUUGACAAAGCCAAGAUAGCGGCAAAAAGCUAUAUCGAGACCAUCAAGAAUAUACCGCCCUCAAUGAUCAGUACCAGAAUUAAAGUCAGCGGAGCGUGCUCUAUAAUAUUACCACACCUCGUCUACUUGUGGAGGGAAAUACCCUUCACGCCACAGCAGAGAGCCACCCUGACUGACACCGCGACACAAUUAUUGGCCAGAGUCUUCGAUAACACGAGCGGGGUGACAGCUACCUCCAUACUGAGGCACGUUAAUGAAAUAACCAAAGGACUGACACCAAGAAUCAAGGAAAUAAAAACCCUGGACCAUAUAAUGCCCAAACAGAUGCUACAGGACGUGCCGAUGGACACGGGAGAACUGAAGGGGACGGACAUCGUGUAUGCGCGUCUGGACCAGCAGAUGGAGAUCCUCGCGGAUAAAGGCACUGCGGCACUAAAGAUGAGUAUACCGAAGUUACAGCUGCCAACGAAAGAAACCGAAAUUAGCUACUACAGUCCAAGAGAAGAACCACAAUACGAGGAGACCAGAGAACUGUUUGUUACUACCCUUGAAACCUCACCGCCGACUCCUGGGUUUGGAAAGGACAAGCAUCAUCCGCAGAUGGACAACAUGGCCCUGCGACUAGACACGAUACAACGAGUAGAGCAAGUGCAACUCACCUGCCCAUACUGUGGGGCCACAAAAACUACUAAACAAGCCAUGCGUUCACACUACACUACCGCACACCAGGGAUUAUAUCGGCCACCUGCUGAUGAUCCGUGCUUUUGUGUAGCCUGCAGAAGAGUGAUGACCAAGUCUUAUUAUAGAGACCACCGCUGCAGGAAGCCAAAGCAGGAGGAAUACGGCGAGGCAGACUGUAUAGGAUGCGGUAUUAAGCUCACAAAUCCACAACUAUCGGCACAUCUGAUACACUGUGUCAGGUAUGAAGGGCAACUAACACCGUUAAAGCAGAAUACCGGAGCAUUUGAGUUUGCGAAGAAGAUACGAGAAAUGUUAAGACCGUCGUCACCGAAACUGAAAUCGACGCAACAACUGACAGCGGAGACUGUCGCCACCACAGAACACAUACUCGCACAAGCAAGAAACAGCCUACGGCCGCACACACCGAGAGGUGAGAAUGCGCCAGCAAGUAAGGGGAAGCUGAGGUUGAGGAGUGACGGAGACCUGAAUGAUGAGGUGGAGAAGAUGAGAAGAGACACGGAGGAGAGAAUCAGGAAGGAGCAAUCAACCUGCAAUCGGUGUAAUAAGGAACUCAAGUCCUCACAGGCACUUAGACGCCAUGAGGCCCUAUAUCACCCGGGUACGGAGCGACCGAAAGGGCUCCCAGUAUUCUGCAUCGGCUGCAAUAUGCCUUUCAAAACGGCUGCUACAUACGUUAAACAUAAGUGUUCAGGAACAAUGGCGCAGGAGCUGUCAGCCAAACGAUGUCAGAUGUGUGACCAGGGCGAGCUACCAAAUCCAGAGUACUCCGCACACAUGCUCGCCCAUCAGAUCACCACUGACAACCUGGAGAUUACACAAAAAGAACUCUACGAUCCCAAGAAGCGGGUGACCACUCAGGUCACCAAUAAGCUGAAGGUAUGUAUGCACUGUGAGAUGGUACAGACGGACCCACAUUUGAUGAAGCAGCAUUACAAAAGAUACCACUCAGGAGAAUACAAGCCACCUAAGGUGCUACCAGCCUACUGUGUGGGUUGCAGUAAGUUACUGCCUAUCCACUACUAUAGAAUCCACAAGUGCCGAGGGAGCAUGAAGGAUGAGAUGAGGACGCAUUGCUGUAAGACAUGCGAGGAGACGAUGGCGAAUCCAGAGUUAUCAGCGCAUUUGAUACAGUGUAUGAAACCGACGGAUGCAGACUUUGAUCUACACAAGGUAAGCAAACACGACUAUGACGGGAUAAGAGAUCUUGAGAUGCGUAUCUCGUCGGAGGAAGAGGAAGAUGAGGAGUCACCCCCGGUAAUGAACAUAAGAGAGCGUACCCUGGAGGCCAUCAAGCGAAAAUUAAUGACGUGCCCAGCGUGCAGCAAAACUUUCACCACCACGCAAGCAAAGAGACGUCACGACGAAGCAACUCAUCGGCAGCAAACGCCCAUAAAGGGCAAUCCGGCGUGGUGUACUGGAUGUCAUAGAGGAUACCAAGGAUCCAGUGCCUACACCCGACACUUCUGUCGGAACACGGAUCAUGAAGAAGACGUAGACGCAUGUGACUUCUGUGGAGAGAAGCUUGCGAAUCCGGACCUGUCGGUGCAUCGACUCCGACACUACGAGGAGAAAGAACAGAACGCCGGAAAGAACUAA
Molecule: messenger RNA, 5127 nt
Organism: Gregarina niphandrodes
Lineage: Eukaryota; Apicomplexa; Conoidasida; Eugregarinorida; Gregarinidae
Product: endonuclease-reverse transcriptase
Exons: 3
Coding region: 1-5127 (1708 amino acids)
Molecular function (GO): catalytic activity
Source: RefSeq, a predicted model, not a curated record